GAACAGGUCGCUCAGUGGGAAAGAGGCAAGAUGGCGGCGAAAGGUGGCGGCGGUGGAGGAGGAGGAGGAGGAAGCGCGGGAGGCGGCGGCGCUGGGGGCGCGAACAAGAACGGGAUAUUGGACAAGUGGAAAAUUGACGACAAACCCGUCAAAGUGGACAAGUGGGAUGGAUCAGCUGUGAAGAAUUCGUUAGAUGAUUCCGCCAAAAAGGUCCUCCUGGAAAAGUACAAGUAUGUAGAGAACUUCUGCCUGAUCGAUGGCCGCCUCGUCAUUUGCACGAUCUCCUGCCUCUUCGCCAUUGUGGCUUUAAUAUGGGAUUACCUUCAUCCCUUCCCUGAAUCCAAACCAGUCCUUGCUGUCUGUGUUAUAUCGUAUUUUGUCAUGAUGGGGAUUCUGACCAUCUAUACCUCGUAUAAGGAGAAGAGCAUCUUCCUGGUAUCACAUAGAAAAGAUCCAGCGGGGAUGGAUCCUGAUGACAUCUGGCAGCUUUCCUCAAGCCUGAAAAGGUUUGAUGACAAAUACACUCUGAAAAUGACGUUCAUCAGCGGCAGAACCAAACAGCAGAGGGAGGCGGAGUUCACCAAAUCCAUCGCCAAAUUCUUUGACUGCAACGGCACUUUAGUCAUGGACGCCUUCGAGCCCGAUGUCUCCAAGCUCCAUGACAGCCUGCUCACGGAAAAGAAAAUUAAGUAGGCUGCCUCUGGUGUCCACGUUCCGCUGGGCUCUUGCUGCGUUUAAGCCAAUAAAGCAAAAUAGCAACAACA
Molecule: messenger RNA, 764 nt
Organism: Elgaria multicarinata webbii
Lineage: Eukaryota; Metazoa; Chordata; Lepidosauria; Squamata; Anguidae
Gene: SPCS2
Product: signal peptidase complex subunit 2
Exons: 5
Coding region: 31-693 (220 amino acids)
Biological process (GO): protein targeting to ER
Cellular component (GO): signal peptidase complex; membrane
Source: RefSeq, a predicted model, not a curated record